This is a messenger RNA of Podarcis raffonei (Aeolian wall lizard), 2931 nucleotides long. RefSeq lists its product as uncharacterized. Gene Ontology annotation, molecular function: carbohydrate binding. The transcript is spliced from 22 exons. The record is from RefSeq and is a predicted model, not a curated record. Lineage: Eukaryota; Metazoa; Chordata; Lepidosauria; Squamata; Lacertidae. The coding region runs from base 16 to 2214 and encodes 732 amino acids.
UCACCGCCCAUACUGAUGUGGUCUACCCCCGAACUUGGAGGGUUUGACAUCAAGCCCUACCCUGUUACCAGUAUUCUUGAUUUUAAGAAUAUCUGUAGAAAUAUUACAAUUUACCAGUAUUUAGCCACAAACGGGGUUGGUUCCAGAUUCUCGGUCAAUCUAGUGUGCGGCAACGGCAACAUCGCCUUCCACUUCAACCCCCGUUUCGACGAAGGCCGAGUCGUCGUGUGCAACACUCAGCAAGGCGGCCGCUGGGGAGCUGAGGAGCGGGCCUACAACAUGCCUUUCCAGCCAAAUAUUUAUUUUGAGAUGAUCAUCAACGUCAAGAGCCACUGCUAUCAGGUAUCCGUCAAUGGCAACCACUUCCUGGAGUACAGACACCGCCUUCCUUUCCAUGAGGUCCAGACAUUGCAGAUCAACGGAGAUGUCUCUUUGAACUGCAUCAGCUUUGCUGGCACUAAUCCUCCACCCCCAUACACCCCUCCUGCUUACAAUGUUGUGACAGCCACCACAGUUGGUGGUAUGUUUGCUCAGCCGAACUUUGUGCAGCCAUCUUUUUCUACAAGGAAGAAGAAGACGGCCCAGGGUAACAGUGGAAUAACUUUGUCCAAUCCUGCUGUACCAUUCCACAUUGCCAUCCCGGGGAAUUUCACUCAGUUCCGCAAGAUUACAAUUGUGGGGAAUGUGCCUUUUCACGCAAACAGAUUCCAUGUGAACCUGAAAAACACAAUGAGCGGCAACAUUGCCCUGCACAUCAACCCCCGACUGAAGGAGGGAGCAAUAGUCCGGAACACCUUGAUCCAUGGCAGUUGGGGCUCUGAGGAGAGGCACUUGACUGCCAUGCCUUUCUCCUCUGGCCAGGCCUUCCAUAUGGAGAUCACCAACCUAAAGAAUCACUAUCAGGUGACUGUGAAUGGAAUUGUGAUAUUCAAUUAUACCCAUCGAAUCCCUUCAGGACAGGUGGACCACCUGGAAAUAGCUGGGGAUGUGACCCUCUCCUGUCCUGACCCAACGGAUGCCUACUCGGAAUAUAUAAGCAUCUCCUUUCGUUGCGUUUUUGGAGGGCAGAAAAAGGUGGAGAAUCAUUCGGUCAGUUCCAGCAAGCGCUAUAAGAUGGCUUUCUCCUCACCUAUUUUGAAUCCAGGUGUUCCCUUUCUGCAAUACUUUCACGCGCCCUUGCGUGGGGGGAUGUCAAUUUGCAUCAUAGGCCAGGUCCUGCAUUCCGCAAAAGGGUUCGCGUUCACUGUUAAUCUGUUGGGCGAGAAUGGCGACAUCGUCUUCCACUUCAACCCGCGGAUGAACGAAAACGAGGUGGUCUGCAAUACGAAGCAAAACGGAGGUUGGGGAAAAGAGGAACGCUGGCCCAUUCCUUUUGAGUCAGGAGCCACUUUUAUGAUGAUCAUCGAUGUCAUGAGCGACUGCUACAGGGUAACUGUCAAUAGUAAAGACUUCCUGAAAUACGUCCACCGCAUUCCCUUUUUUAGCGCCCGGGCUCUGGAGAUCAAAGGGGAUGUCAACGUGCAGAGGGUCUCUGAACCGCCGCGAGCGGACUCAGCGGACGGUCAGGCACGGCGGUGGUCCGAGUCUCUGGAGAGCCAGGCAGACCACCGAAACGACUUGGCUCAGCUCCACGUCCGCAGUUUUGAGGAAGAUCGAACCAGCUCCAAGAUGAGUUUUCCCAUUGCUGCUGCUUGGACCAAUAUUGAAGGCCUCAGUGACGGAAAGAGGUUUUUAAUCCAAGGCUUUGUCCGACCAUACACGAAAAGAUUUGCAGUGAAUUUCCUGUGCGCCAAUGGCGACAUCGCCUUCCACUUCAAUCCGCGAUUUGAUACGCUAAAGCCGGUGGUCGUGUGCAACACGCAGAUGAAAAGUAAAAAACAGCUCUGGGAGUUCUGGAAGAGCGAUGAAGUCUUCUGGGAUGAAGAGGAAAUUGCCCCCAGCAUGCCUUUCAAGCAGAACAAUUCUUUUGAGAUGAGCAUCGAUGUUGAGAGUGGCUGCUAUCAGGUGUAUGUCAAUGGAAAUCGCUUUUUAGAGUACAAGCACCGUGUUCCCCUCAAAGAUAUCCAGACCUUGGAGGUCAAAGGUGAUGUCUCAGUGAACCGCUUUGAAUUUUCUGAGAUUAAAGCUCCACCCCCUUACAGCCCACCUGAUUCCGGUGACACCACAUAUAACAAACAGGAGAAGUGUGCCCCAGAAGCAAAGUCAACCAAAUAGUGAAGACCCAAGAUGAGCCUGUGUGAUCCUUUGGAAAAUGGAAGCCCUGGCUGGUUGCGUAAAGGGAUGGGUGCUCUUUUCCUGACCUGAGGAUAGAGUUCAGCUGUUAUGUGUGGAAUGAAGCAAAAUUAAGUAGUGUCAUAAAAACCAGUAGUUAGCAAAAUAUUUGCAUAUUUUCUAUAUACUGUACUUUGUUAUUGUUGGCUGUUGUGAGGGCAAUGGGAGAUUGCAAAACGACAAGGCUUGGGGAAUAAACAUUAUAAACACAAGUAAACUCAAGGCCCUUCAACAGUCACCACCAGUGCUUUGUUAACAGCAGAUCCUGCUAGCCGUCCUCAAUACAUUUCCUGGAAAUCAUUCGUUAGGCAAAUGUUUGCAAACAAAUCCACAGUUUCCAUUGAUGCCUUUCGGAAUCGGUUAUCUCUGUCCCCUCCUGCCAUGGUUUGUUCCUAAAAUGGCUGCAGCCAACCAGCUAAAGGGAAGCAAAGCAAAAAACAGAUUUGUCCAAUCUCUCUCCCCACUCCCUUUCCCCACCGUUUCUGUCCGAAAAUGGCUGCCACUGACCAGCCAAGCACAAGUGAGGAAGUGGGCAAACGCCGGCUCUUUGGAUAUGUGAAUCUGUGGGGUAUAUAGCGAGGUUUGGGCAUGAUUAUUUAUGUUUGGAUAAAUGAACUGGCAGAUAGUGAGCAGGUGGACAGCAGGACCUGCAUGUACUUU